UGUUUGUUAUUUUAUGUGCGUGUGUGUACUUGUGUAAGUGUGCCUGGGGGGACCAGAGAGAGUUGGAACUGGAGUUACAGAUAGUAAUGAUUACCGGGAACCAAACUUCAGCUCCCUGCAAGAGCAGCAGGUAUUUUGUUGUUUCAUGGAUGUUUUGCUUGCACAUGUCUAUGUGUGCGGUGUGUCUGCAGAGGCCAGAAGGGGCGUCACUUCCCUAGGGCUGGACUUACACCCUACUGUGAGCAGUCAUGUGGGUGCUGGGAAGUGAGUCUGGGUCUACUGGAAGGACAGCCAGUGCUCUAACCCUGAAUGGUCUCUCCAGUCUCUUGGGGUUUUUUUGGGUUUUUUUGUUUUGUUUUGUUUUGUUUUGUUUUGUUUUAGUGCUUUGUUUGGUUUUAUAGACUUGGACCAGCUGUGUGACAGUGGAGUGGAUGGUCAUACAAAAUAGCUUUAAGUCUCCAAUGUGCUGAAAUUAACUAUGUUUCCCCUUUUCUGGAUGGAUUUUUUUUUCCCCUUGCCAGUACUGGGAAUUGAACCCAGAGCCCCAUGCAUGCAAGGCUCCUAGCUGGAGUCACCAGUCCUGGACGAAUGCCCCUUCCAUUUCCUAACUACUCUCCUUUUCAUGUUUCCUUUGGUUUCUCCUGCAGCCCAGGGUGACCUUGAACUCCAGAUCUGUUUGCCUGUGCAUCUCAGGUGUUGUGGUGACAGGAUGCUAAGGAUUAUUCUAUUUUUAUUUCUGUGCAUGUAUAUAGCAGGGAGCUAUGUGAACAGGGGUGUAGCGCUCAUGGAGGCCAGAAGAGGGUAAUGAGUCUCUUGAACUUGUGUGACAGGCUAGGAGGUUAUGAGCUGCCUGAUACAGGUGCUGGAAACCAAGAUCCGGUCCUUUGCAAGAGCAGCAAGCCUGUUUUGUUUUGUUUUGUGACAGGGUUUCUCUGUGUAGCCUUGGCUGUCCUGGACUUGUUUUGUAAACCAGGCUGGCCUUGAACUUACAGAGAUUCGCCUGCCUUCCAGAGUGCUGGGAUCGCAGGCAUGCACCCAUCACAACCAGCUAGCAGCAAGCAUUCUUAACCACAGAGCCACCUCUCCAGCCCUGCCCCUUAGUUUUUAAGUAAACCUUGGAGAUGCUAUUUCAUCCAUAAGAUUUUUCUCUCGCCCUCCCCUUUGCCCUUCCUCUUUCCAUUGUAGCAUCAUUGUAGUACAUGAAGUUUUUAUGGUAACUGGCUGGCUUCAAACUUAAAAAAUUUCAUCAGCUCCAUUAGUGCAUGGCUUGCAUACACCGCCCACUGGAUAUCUAGUGUUCUAAGAUGCAAGAACUUUUCAGCACCUUCUUCCCCUCUGUGUAUUUAGCACCAGAUUGAAAGUUAUAACCUGCACAAAGCCAGACCUGCACAGCAAUGUAUGGGAGUCGGCCUGGCCAGCCAUCAAACCUCAAGGGACUCCAGGAACACUUUUGAUGAGAAUUCAGAUGAAUGGAGAUGCUGCAAGUCCUGAAGAUAAUGGUCUUGGGUGGGAUCUCUAAGACACUUGCUGAGGAGGACAAUUAACCAUAAGUGCUCAUGUGCCUUGAGGACUAUUUGUCACAAGCUUACAGAAUGAGAACUGUUUUCUUUGGUCCUGGGGCCAGCCCCUCACUGGGGGGUUCUAGGCAGGGGCUCUACCACUGAGCCACACCCCAGCCCCUCACUGGGGAUUCUAGGCAGGGGCUCUACCACUGAGCCACACCCCAGCCCCUCACUGGGGAAUUCUAGGCGGGGGCUCUACCACUGAGCCUCACCCCAGCCCCUCACUGGGGGAUUCUAGGUUGGGGCUCUACCACUGAGCCACACCCCAGCCCCUCACUAGGGGAUUCUAGGCAGGGGCUCUGCCACUGAGCCACACCCCAGCCCCUCACUGGGGAAUCCUAGGCAGGGGCUUUACCACUGAGCCACACCCCAGCCCCUCACUGGGGAUUCUAGGCAGGGGCUCUACCACUGAGCCUCACCCCCCCUCACUGGGGGUUCUAGGCAGGGGCUCUACCACUGAGCCACACCCCAGCCCCUCACUGGGGGUUCUAGGCAGGGGCUCUACCACUGAGCCACACCCCCCUCACUGGGGGUUCUAGGCAGGGACUGGGCUACAUCACCAGCUCUUUCUCUUUAAAUUUAUGCGGGUAUGUGCCCGUGCAUGUAGAUGGCCUCUAGGGCCAGAAGAGGGCUUUGGAUCUGGAACCAUGUGGUUGUGAGCUGGUUGGAUCUGGUUCCAUGUGGUUGUGAGCUGCCUGAUAACAUUCUGGGAACCAAACCCCUUUAGAGCAGUGAAUUCUCUUAACUACUGAGCCAUCUUUCUGGCAUCCUCACUUCUUUUUAUUUUGCUUUUUGAGAUAGCAUCCUGCAACUGCCCAGGCUGACCUUGGGACUCACUGUGUAGUCCUUGAACACAGCCCUCUUUCUCAGCCUUCUGAGUGGCUGUUUUUACAGGUCUGUUGCACUGCACCGGCCCUGGCUGCUCAAGAUAUUUUAUUUUACUUCUGGCGGCCAGAAGAGGGCAGCAGUUUCCCUGAGGACAGUUGGCAGGAGCAAGUUCUCCCCCACCAGCUGCGCCCGGGGGAUGGAAUGCGGGUCAGCAGGCCAGGUGGCAAGUGCCUCGCUGAGCCAUGUGGUGGGAGGAGAGAGCGGACUCCCGGCAGCUGUCCCCACCUCCACACAGGCACUGUGGACACACACACAACGCUGGGGGAUGUGGCUGGGGGAUGGCUUGCCACUUUAGCGCAUUUGUUGCUCUUGCAGAGGACCUGGGUUGGGUCACAAAAGUCUGUAGCUCCUGUUGUACAGGAUCUGAUGCCUUCUGACCUCUGCCAACACCUAGCACACAUGUGCUGUACACAUACAUGCAGGUAAAAUACUCAUAAAUACAACUUCAAAGCCAGGCGUGGUGGCAAUCCCAGCAGUCGGGGAGGCAGAGGCAGGUGGAUCACUGAAUUCAAGGCCAGCCUGGUCUACAGAGUGAGCCCAGACAGCCAGGGCUACACAGAAAAAUCAUGUCUCAAACAAACAAAAAAAAAAAAAAAAAAACACACAAAACAAAGCUCAGCAACAAAAACCUUUUAAAGAAUACAAAAAGUGGACUGGAGAGAUGGCUUAGCCCUAAAGGCAAAGCUCACAACCAAAAAUACAAGAAAACAAAAAAGACUGGGGGAAAAAAGUGUUAGCAUGAGGCUAAAUGUUCCCAUGCUCACCUUUAACCCCAGCAGUCGGGAGGCAGAAGCAGGUGGAUCCCUGUGAGUUCCAGGCCAGCCUGGACUACAGAAUGAGUUCCAGGACAGCCAGGGCUGUGUAGAGAGACCCUGUCUCAAAAAUUCUUUUAAAAAAGUACACACACACACACACACACACACAUAUAUAUGCAUGACCCAAUUCUUUAGCAAACUGAAACACAUCUGCUGUCCAUGAAUUUUUGUUUAGAUUUUCUUGGAAGCCCUUAAGAUAGAUGUAAAUCAAGAGAGAAAAGGUAUUUAAAUCUAAAGUAGGUUGAUUACUUAAUUUCCAAUUAUUUAAAUUGGAAGACAUCUCCUGCCCCAGUAUCUCCCACUCUGCUAACCCAGGGUCUUGACAAAGGAACUGUUUGUUUUCUGAGACAGGGUCUCUCUGUGUAGCCCUGGCUGUCCUGGAACUCACUCUUAGACCAGGCUGUCCUCGAACUCACAGAGAUCCGCCUGCCUCGGUCUCCUGAAUGCUGGGAUUGCAGGCAUGUGCCACCACCUGGCCCAGCUCGAGAAGGAAAUUUGUAGUGCCAAUUUUUUUUGCCCUCUUCUGAGAUAGAGAAACAGCCGCUUGGGGGAGAAAGUUCAACAAAAGCCCUGGAGAAAUUCUGGGGCCGGGCCCUUGCUUUAAGCAAGCACCAGGGGGAGCCGUCGGGGAGCCCGCGAGCCUCCUCUGAAGCUUUCCUUGAUUCUGUCAACUGGACCGGACAAGCGCAGAAGAGACCGAGGGAUUCUUGUUCCCUUUUCCCUUUCCCUUUUGUCUUCCCUCUUCCUACUCCUCUACUCACUAUCCCCCUCCCUCUCCCCCCCCCCCCGUCUGCCUAGUAGCUCAGGAUGGUCUUGAACCCAUAAUCCUCCUUACCUACAACUCCCCACUGGUGGAGUUACAAUAACAGGCGUGCACUACUGUGUCUGGCUUGAACUCAGAUCCUUCCCAUUCUUCAGCCUGAAGAAUCUGUGGGGUGGGGGUGGGGAGGUCUGCUGAAGAGACGGCUCAGUGAUUAUAAACGCUGGCUGUUCUUCCAGAGGACCCUGGUUCAAUUCCCAGCACCCACAUGGCAGCUCACAACUGUCUGUAACUCCAGUUCCGGGGGCUCUGACACCCUCCCACAGACAUACAAGCAGACAAAGCAUGUGUUCACAAAACAAAACAAAAAAAACUUUAAAAAAGAAGAGUGUGCGUGCGCACUGAGGGAAAGGGGCUCCUUUUCUCCCACCGUACAUCUUCUUCCUUCUAGCACAUUCCUUCCUCCCUCUUCAUAUAUGCACACCUGUCUCAGACCCCCUCAAAGCUGUUGUCAGCGCCAUCCUCUUCUGCAGCUGCAGCCCUAACCAUGCACCUCUGAGCCCGCCCUUUAACCUCUCCCCUCACUUGCCUCCCUCUGCCCAGCCUUGGGCCUGCCCCAUGCCCAUGCGUCUCUGCGGGACUCUCUCUCUGGUCCUCCGCUCUCCCUCUCUCCGGGCUCCAAAGGCAGCCUUCUGUCUGGGAUUCCCGGGAGGAUCUAUCAUGGGUCUGCCCCUGCCCCCAGGAAAGCCCUCGUUGCCCCUAGGGAAAGGACACAUCAGGUAGUUAGCCUGUCCCUCUCCCCGCCCCCCCCUCACCGCUGCAGCCUGGGAAUUCAAGGCUCUGGCUACAUACAUCACCUUGCCCCAGUGACCAGGCAGGAGCACAAGCCUGAAUUUCAGGUCCAGAAAUCACUUGAGUGUCAGGGAGCUCAUAAAAUCUCUCCCGGUCAGGCUGCUGACCCCCUGUCCCCUCCUCCUCUGAGACGAGCGCAAGGAGGGGUUUGGGCAUAUAUAGGGAGCUGCUGUGGGUGGGGCUGGCCAGAGAGGCUCUGGCAGAGAAGGUGAGGAGGUGGGAGUUGACAGGGCAGCGGGGCUGGGAGGGCAUGAGCCCUUUCCUGUUCUGUAGAAGGCUCGCUGCCAGGCUGUGCGGUGCUGGGCAUACGGCAUCAGCCUGGGCUCUGCAGCCACUGAGCAUCUCCUGACCAGCCACAGCCCUCCUUCUGUGUUCCCAGCAGGAAGAUGGCUUCUGCAGCAGCAGAGGGAGAGAAGGGGUCUCCCGUGGUGGUGGGCCUGCUGGUCGUGGGCAACAUCAUUAUUCUGCUGUCAGGCCUGGCCCUGUUUGCUGAGACAGUGUGGGUGACCGCCGACCAGUAUCGCGUGUAUCCGUUGAUGGGCGUCUCAGGCAAGGACGACGUGUUCGCUGGCGCCUGGAUCGCCAUCUUCUGUGGUUUCUCCUUCUUCGUGGUGGCCAGCUUCGGCGUCGGAGCUGCACUCUGCCGCCGUCGGUACAUGAUCCUCACGUACCUGCUGCUGAUGCUCAUAGUCUACAUCUUUGAGUGCGCCUCCUGUAUCACAUCCUACACCCACCGAGACUACAUGGUGUCCAACCCGUCCCUCAUCACCAAGCAAAUGCUGACCUUCUACAGUGCGGACACCGACCAGGGCCAGGAGCUAACCCGCCUCUGGGACCGGAUCAUGAUUGAGCAAGAAUGUUGUGGCAUGUCUGGCCCCAUGGACUGGGUGAAUUACACGUCAGCCUUCCGGGCAGCCACUCCAGAAGUGGUGUUCCCCUGGCCCCCGCUGUGCUGUCGUCGCACAGGAAACUUCAUCCCCAUCAACGAGGAAGGCUGCCGAGUGGGCCACAUGGACUACCUGUUUACCAAGGGUUGCUUCGAGCACAUCGGCCAUGCCAUUGACAGCUAUACGUGGGGUAUAUCGUGGUUUGGCUUCGCCAUCUUGAUGUGGACGUUCCCAUGGAGGUCAGAAAAAGGUGUCGGGUCCCCUGGAACUGGAGUUACAGAUGGCGGUGAACCACCAUGUGGGUCUUCUGGAAGAGCAGCCAGUUCUCCUAACCACUGUUUGUUACGACUCAGGAAUUUUUCUCAACCCACUGGUACCAGAUGGAAUACAGAAAGAAGCUGUGUGUGAUGACACACACCUAUAAUCCCAGGACUCGGAGAAGGGUCGCUGAAGGAUCAGGAGUUCGAGGAUUCCAGCAAAUCAGAGGCCAGUCUGGGCUACAUGAGGCCCUAUUUCAAACAGAACCGAACCAAACCCGAAAAGAACAGACUGAAUUGGGCACACGGUGGCACACUGUGGUUUUUCCAGAACUUGAGAGGUCAGGUGAGGGUGGAGGGUGGAGAAGCAGCUGCCAAUCAUCCCCAGUCCUACUCUGCUACCCAGGAAGACCCGUCCAUCCCAGCAGGGAAGAACCAAGGAAACCACGAGCCGGCAUCACAAGGAGGUUUUUUCCUUCAUUCCUUAGAUAUUUACAUUUCCAAUUAAAAAAGAAAAAAAAGCUUUUGCAUGGCUGCUGGGGAUCUGAACCCAACUCCUUAAGACUGAGCAGCCAGCCUUUCACCCACUGAGCCAUCUCUCCAAGUCUCAGACAUUUCAGUUUUAACAACUUAAAAAAGUAAGCCACGGGAGCUGGAGAAAUGGCUCAGAGGUUAAGAGCGCUGCUUGCUCUUCCAGAAGUCCUGAGUUCAAUUCCCAGCAACCAUAUGGUGGCUCACAACCAUCUAUAAUGAGAUCUGGUGUCCUCUUCUGACCUGCAGGUGUACAUGCAGGCAGAACAUUGUAUAUAUAAUAAAAUAAAUAAAUCUUUAAAAAAAAAUAAAAAAAAAUUUAAAUAAAAAAAAGUAAUGCCACUCCACUGCUGGUUGUGUGAAAUGUACACAGAGGGAAGAAUUGUUCUGUCAAGCAUUUCUGAACUUGCCCUGAGCAGUUCAGACAGGCCGGUGGGAGUUGUGUUUGGGAGCUUUUUGGCAGAACUGGCCUGUGGGGGAGGGGGUCAGGUGGGCAGACCCCCUUUUCUGUCCCAGGUGUGCCACCACUGUGUCUGGCUCCUCCUGUCCACAUACCCUCGAGUGGCUCAGCUGGACUGACAGGAGUGUGGCCUGAUGGAGACAGCCUGGGCUGGAAGGACAGGUUUCUCCUGCCCGGCCUCUUGCCCAGUGACCAGUGGGUAAGAGGGAAGCAGACAGGCAAGGGCCAGGUCAGAACAGGGACCGUAGAAAGGACAGGAGGCCAUCUGGUGCCUUCCUCACACAAACCUCCAGCCUUUUCAAGGCUGCACUGUCCCUCCAUCUCUAACUAGCCAGGGCUCGCCAGUGCCCAGGGCACAUGGUCUAGUUCCUCCCCUGUUGGCUCUGUCCCUUGCCACUUCCCCAUGCUUAUCUCUUUCCCGGCCCGCUGAGCAUCUCAGGUGAACUCACACAACAGAAAGAAUAAUGUAAU
This is a messenger RNA of Meriones unguiculatus (Mongolian gerbil), 7483 nucleotides long. It is a transcript of the gene Upk1a, whose product is annotated as uroplakin 1A. Bases 5264 to 6172 code for a protein of 302 amino acids. NCBI's taxonomy places the organism in Eukaryota, Metazoa, Chordata, Mammalia, Rodentia, Muridae. Gene Ontology annotation, cellular component: membrane. The record is from RefSeq and is a predicted model, not a curated record. The transcript has 7 exons.